AUGGAGGUAUUUCUGGAAGGAGGGAGCGAGGUAGAGAGGAAAAAGGAAAGGAAUAAUGUACAUGGAAUUAUAAUGCAAUGUUGUAAAAUCAGAAGGAUUUGGCAUAAUCUCAAUUUCAAUCCUUUCUUGAUACUUGCCACUGAGCCCUGGGACAGAGCCUUACCUAAAGUUGUUCUGACUUUCGUUGGUUUCUUUCUUUGGGGAACUUCCUUGUUCUUACUGUUUGGAGGAAUAUUUGUGAUCCUUACCUACAAAAACUAUGGAGCCUUCUUUCCAAAUCAAUUCUUCCCUCUGCCGGGCUGGCUGGCUAUCCUGACCGCUGCUUUGCUUUUACUAGCUGGGUUGUUGGCAGUCUACAACCCUGUGAGAAAUUCUCAUUAUAGUCAAGGAAUUCUAAUGUAUUUGCUGCUGGUCCUGUUCUGUCUGGAAACUUCCUCGGUCGCCAUGACCCAAGUCUACUCUGCUAAAGCAUGCUACCAACUGAAAAGCAGUCUGGGUCACUUUUUCCACCAAUACAACGGGAGUUCUCCACAUCAUUGCAGCACUGAGAUGGUGAACGCCAUCCACAAACAAUUAAAGUGUUGUGGGAUCUACAAUUACACUGACUGGACAGAAGGGCUCCCAAAGUAUCUCCAGAAUGGACACGUCCUUGUUCCAGAAAGCUGUUGCAAAGAGACUUUCUUGGAUUGCAAUGGUGACCUAAACCAAUCAGAGAAACUCUUCAAGGAAGGAUGUCUUAUGAAGCUACAGAAAAGGCUGAGGUUUAUCACACAGUAUAUGGAUUGGUGUUGUGUGCUGGCCAUUUGCCUGGAAAUAUUAGCUGCUAUCAGCAAUGGAAUACUAAUGAAGGCACCCCCAGCCCAAGACUUUCACAUUAUGGAUUCUUCUGCUUUUUCUUAA
Messenger RNA from Thamnophis elegans (Western terrestrial garter snake), 900 nucleotides. Its product is annotated as tetraspanin-3-like. Bases 1 to 900 code for a protein of 299 amino acids. The record is from RefSeq and is a predicted model, not a curated record. Lineage: Eukaryota; Metazoa; Chordata; Lepidosauria; Squamata; Natricidae. Gene Ontology annotation, cellular component: membrane. The transcript has a single exon.